This is a messenger RNA of Pelobates cultripes (western spadefoot toad), 20115 nucleotides long. NCBI's taxonomy places the organism in Eukaryota, Metazoa, Chordata, Amphibia, Anura, Pelobatidae. The record is from the annotation of a GenBank genome assembly.
AUGGGAUUUCGGGUUGAGAGACUCUCUCGUUCCCGCGUUAUGUCACGCGCAGGCUCCCUCCGAUAUUCAUCAAACUGCCGCCCCGCCGGGAUAUUUUACGCCGUUAAUUCGCUAGACGGUAAGUUUAGCUGAACUGAAUCAGCGAUAAAGACCCCAACCCACAUUAUUAUUAUUAUCAGCGUGUGAGUUAUUGUCAGUCCGCUAUUUCGCGGGUAUUUCCCCCCCCCCCGGCUCCAUUUACUGAGGGGAUCCUGAGAGCUCGACAUGGCGGGAAAACACCCCCCCCGCCUCACAUUGAGGGCGGGGCGGCGCUGCGCACGCGCGGUUGGAUGACUGAGUGACGCGGGGCGAGGGGAGCUGCGCGUGCGCAGAGUGCGCGGUGACGUGCGGGCCCGCGCGGUGAGUAGAUGCGGCGGUACCGUCCCCGGGAGCCGCGCGGACGUUAUAAAUGGCGCCGAAGCAGGACCCAAAGCCCAAGUUCCAAGAUGGUAAGCUCGAUGCCUAGGAGAGGGGGGUACCCCCUAGUGAACAUGGCGGCGGGGCUUGGUGGCGGUAAAGCAUGCCAGCUCUAGAGGUAAACACGGGGCGACUGGCCCUCCGCGUAACCCGUGCAGGGGCGGGGUCUGCAGGGGGUGCGGGCUCGGCCAUUGUCUGCUGCCGGGUACCCUGCCGUCUGCCAUCACCCGCUCCGGGGGCUGCAUGGUAAGAGCGGGAGCAGCGGGCACCGGGGCCAUUAUUAUUUGGGAGUCUGGCUGAGAGUCAUGAGGAGAGUGAUCCACAACGGCUUCACUUAUAGCCGGCAUUAAUGUGUCAUAAACAGGGCUUCCUGGGAUGGGGUAAAACCAUGUAUAGGAACCGUCAGGCGCGAAAAGCCAGGCGUAGGAAACGUCAGGCGUGCGAAAAGCCAGGCGUAGGAAACGUCAGGCGUGCGAAAAGCCAGGCGUAGGAAACGUCAGGCGUGCGAAAAGCCAGGCGUAGGAAACGCCAGGCGUGCGAAAAGCCAGGCGUGCGAAAAGCCAGGCGUAGGAAACGUCAGGCGUGCGAAAAGCCAGGCGUGCGAAAAGCCAGCCUUGGGAAACGCCAGGCGCGCGAAAAGCCAGGCGUAGGAAACGCCAGCCUUGGGAAACGCCAGGCGCGCGGAAACGCCAGCCUUGGGAAACGCCAGGCGCGCGGAAACGCCAGCCUUGGGAAACGCCAGGCGCGCGAAAAGCCAGGCGUAGGAAACGCCAGGCGCGCGAAAAGCCAAGCGCAGGAAACGUCAGGCGCAGGCAGCGUCAGGCGUGUGAAAAGCAAGGCCAGGUAUGGGGGGGUAUAGCCAUGUACAGGCGAUAUCUCCUAUUGUUUUACCCCCUUUACCUGGCUAUCUCCCGUACAUGGCUUUUACCUGUAUGAUCUCUCCCGUACAUGGCUUUACCAUCCCCCUUUUAACUUGCCAAAAUCUCCUCAACAUGACUUUACCACCCUUUACCUGACUGAUAACAGCCAGGUAAAGACAUGUUCAGGAGAUAUUAGCCAGGUAAACUGGAUGAAGCCUGCCACUACUGCUAAUGCAAGAGCUCACAAUAGGCACUAUCUACAAUGCAAUAAUCUCAGCAAAGUUUUACCUUGUCACCUAACUGAAGUGCUUUCUUAAACUGGAAUUCCUACACCAAGCGGGAAACACAUACCAGCACCACCUGGCAAGUGGCAUGUAUUGCCCGUGCAUAACUUUCAGGCUUUGGAAAACGCACAUAGGGGUUAUGACAGGGCAUGGGCUUGGGCAUGAGCUUGGGUGUUGCCUAAUGAAUUAUGUCUUAGUCAUCUUGUUUCUUAUGCAAUGACUGCAUUUGAAAGCAAGGUACACAUUGUUUAAACAUGCUAGUUGUCACUCUAUUUCUGCUUCCUGAAUGUGCAGUGCAAGUUCUCUUUUCAUAAAGCAAGGGCUUCAAGCACUAUGGCAAUACUCUGAGCAUAGGUUUUCAUACAGGGUAUUUAUCUUACUUGUAUGAUUCAAAUGCUACACUUUAACCAAUGCUUCAUCCUACUAUGUUAUGGAGGUAAACUGUUUGCAUGUGCCCAUAUAAACAUUGUACUAUCCUGACCUGCUUCACUACAGUGAUUUCUGGAAGUUGUAUACUGAAAUAAGCUGAUCUACAACUAACAGAAGAAAUGCUCUGUCUAUAAAUGCCUGCUGUGCGUAUUGAUGUCAUACUAGACCCAUGAAGCAGUUGCUUUGUGACAUUUAUGUUGGCACAUAGCGGCAAAACUGUGUUGGUUUCCGUGUUGAUAGCUCCGUCAUUAUCCCAUUCCCACAGGUUCUCUUUAUAUAUAAAACCCUCAAUAAGCAAAGUGAUGUUGAAUAAUGAGCUAAUCUAACCAUUCUAAACAUUCAGGAAAACCUUUUUCAGGAUCGUGUUUUGCAAAUUUAACUCUUUCUCUCAUCUCUUUACUGUACUGCACCAUUAAGUUACUUUACCAGAAUCCUGCUACUGUUUUUUGUUCAGUCUAUCGCAUUAUGAAAUUUAUCAAUUAAAAUUGAUUUCCACAUGUACAAAAAAUACUCCUAAUAAUGCAGGAGCAAAGAAAACAAUUAGAUGUAAUAAAUAUACACAUUUUCAAAGCUACAUGUGAUAUCACACUCAACUAGACUAGACUUGUGCAAAAAUGAGUGAGUUUGUUCAUCUGACUCAAAUUCCUCAAUACACAUCUGAAAUAAUUGAUCUAUCUGGGAUUUGUCUUAAUCACUGAAUAGAUUUUUGUGCAAGUCUAAUAAUCACGAUAAUGUGGUUAUGGUGGACAUAAUUCCCAUUUAAAGUAAUACUAUAGCAUUUGGCAUACAAACCUGUUCAUAUUGUAAUAUUUUUCUAUUAUCUAUUUAGAUUCAGGGCCCCCAAAAUGAAAUCAAAAGUAUUGGCUUUAUUUGCCUUUUUUUCCCAUCUCUGAGACUUGCUCCAUCUUGGUGACCUUGUCCUGCAAUCAGUCUCCUCUGUCUUCUCAUCCUAUCCAAUUCUUCUUAUAGAAAAGCAUUGGGGACGAGAGCAUGCAUGUAGAGUGGCAUGCUCAUGCAGUCAAAUGCUUCCCUGUGAUAUUUGAGGAUGUUUGACUUCCUGGUGCAAUGCGUGAGGAUGUUGAAUAUCCCGUUCAAUUCUUACUUGGUCGUGAAUCUAGGAGCCACCAAAAAAAAUUAGGAAGCGGGUUUUUAUUUUUUAAUGACAAAGCUUUAUAUUCAAACAAAAAAAUACAUAUUUUAGAAGGCCACAUUCACCAGGACCACUACAGCUUAAUAGUUUCUGUAGCAUGUCCAUGCAGGCUUUUCAAUGUAAACGCUGUCUUUUCUGAGAAAAGGCAGCGUUUACAUUGCUGCCUAGUAACACCUCUAGUGGCAGUCACUCAGACUGUCACUAAUAGGGAUCGACCGGUAUUGGGGUUUUUUUGUUUUUGUUUUAGAGCCGUUACCGAUAUUCUGUGAACUUUCAGGCCGAUAACUUACCGAUAUUUUGUGAUAUAUAUAAUUUAUUUCUAAAGGUAAAUGCACAAAAUAUACAUGCCAUGUGCAGUGGAUGCAGUGUGUUUAGACAGGGGAGCUGUUUGUGUAGUGGAUGCAGUGUAUGUUUGUGUAGUGCAUAAAGUGAAUGCUGUAUAUACUAUAUACACUGCAGUGUGUGUGUAUACACACUGCAUUAUAUAAUGCAGUGUAUGUAAUUGAGGGGGCAUUUUUUUUAUUAAAACAUUUUUUUUAAAAAUAUAUAUUUUUUUAAUAUUUAUUUUUUAGUCCCCCCUCCCUGCUUGUUACUUGGCCAGGGAGGGUGGCUGUUGCAUUCCCUGGUGGUCCAGUGGCAUGUACUGAGCAGUGGGGGGCGGCAGCAAGCGCUUGCUUACCUUCCCAGCAGCUCCCCAGUGUAAAUAUCGCAGACGGCGUGCCGCGCGGAUCGUUGCCAUGGUAACCCGUGGCAACGCUCUGACGGCUGCGCGUCUCGCGACAUUUACACAGGGGAGCUGGAGGAGCUGCUGGGAAGGUAAGUAAACGCCAGCCCCCAACAGGACCGCUGGGAUUGUAAUGAGCCCGGCGGUCCUGUUAUAUAUUAUCGGCUAUAUCGGUAUCUGAAUUGGCCGAUACGAUAUUCCCGAAAAUACAGAAUAUCGGCCAGACCGAUAAUCGGUCGAUCCCUAGUCACUAAAGGAGCUUUCUAUCUCAGUGCGGCACAGUAUCAGCAUCCCCAUACUCUGCAUUGAGGCGCUGAACGUUCCUUGUAGAAAUGCUUAGUUUCAAUGCAUUACUGAGGAGAUGCUGAUUGGCACAGAGUUUUGAGCAUGCUGUGUGGUUGCUAAAAUCUUCUUGCUUGCACUCCUUUGCACAUUGUUUAGUAAUGCGGGAGCCAAUGUGAAGUCAUAUUCUGGCUCCUGGCAUCACAACAGGGCAAGAGAGGGAUAAAGAGGACCCGAAACAUUUCAGCUCCCUCACUGCCCAUUUUGGUUGCCCCCUCUCCCCGUUCGGUGGCAACAGGCUAACAAAUCCCAGGCAUUUGGGAUUUGUCGAGCCCUAGCUUACAGGUUUAUUCAUGAAACUAUUGGCAAAAAUAUGAAUAGUAUAGAAAAAUAUGAAAUAGGCUAUUGUAGCCUACAUAACUUAAAGGGACAUUAUAGCCACCACAACAACUACAGCUUAGUGUAGUGGUUCUGGUAUCUUUAGCCUGUCCCUGCAUGCUUCAGAGAAAAGGCAGUGUUUAGAUUGCUGGCUAAUAACACCUCUAGUUAGAGGUACUUAUUGUGUCAGUGCUGCACUGUGGCAUCUGUACGCUCUGCAUUGAAACACUGAAUGUUCCCCAAAGAGAUGCAUUGAUUCAAUGCAGCUUGGGGGGGAAAUGCGAGUAAAAUUACCUUUUCAGAGCAAUCUAAUGGGAGGCGAGGGCCUAAACAGCCACGCUGGCAUUAGUGUCAGAAAUACAGGUUUGUGUUUCUUUCAUAGGCUAAAAUUAGUGGUUUUCGUGAGUAACCGUGUUAGUGCAGCAUUUGUAUUUUAAAUCUUACUGAGUGUAUUACAAUCAGUGUACGUUCACUCUGUGUAUGGUAGCACCAUCAAAUCCUUAACAAAAGAGUUGCUUAAGAGCUAGGGAGGGUACAUGUCAUUUGCUGUUAUAAAUCUCCACUGUAUUACUAAAAUAAAGGCUUGAAGAGCUGCGUAGUAGGUGGUCUCUAUGUAAAUGAUGCUAACCCCUCUUAAAGGGACACUCAAAAAAAAAAAAAAGAAAAAGUUAGAUGUGCGUUUUUAUUUUACGUUUUGGCCCACUCCAAUUAAAAUCUCCUGAAGACUUAAAUUUACCGCUCCUGCCAUAUGUUGGAAUUCUAGUACCCUAUAAUAUUAAGCCUAAAACAAAAAACAGACUAAAAUUAUAAUUCUAUGAACCAAAGUUUGGUUAAAAUUCCCAGACAUUGAAGCACUUGUAGCUAGCUGUGACCAGAGCAGGACAUUGCUUCCAUUAUGAUACUCCCUUAAAGGAGCACUCUAAGCGACGUAACCACUAGAGCCACUUCUGCAGUGUCAAUUUUGUCCCUAUCUGAACAUCAUUGGCUGAGAGCUUAUAGUACAAAAAAGUGAUAAGUAACAAAAUGCCCAACCUUCCUAUAGCAAUUAACAUAAUGUUGACUCUUAUUACCUUGAUGAUCACUACAUGGUGAAGUGAUAGCAAGUUGGGGAGGACUUUGGUGAUAUGGGGGGGUGGCUGUGCCUCCAUUGGUAGUGUCACCAGCAUACUGUGCGUACUGACAGACACCCAAUUUGCAAAAAACAUCUUGUUCCGGGCUGGCUAAUGUUUCUACCAGAGGUGGCAAUAUAUCUCUACACGUUAAAGGACCACUCUAGGCACCCAGACCACUUCAGCUUAAUGAAGUGGUCUGGGUGCCAGGUCCAUCUAGGAUUAACCUUUUUUUUUUUAAUAAACAUAGCAGUUUCAGAGAAACUGCUAUGUUUAUAAAUGGGUUAAUCCAGCCUCUAGUGGCUGUCUCAUUGACAGCCGCUAGAGGCGUUUGCAUGCUUCUCAAUGUGAAAAUCAGUGAGAAGACGCCAGCAUCCAUAGGAAAGCAUUAUGAAUGCUUUCCUAUGAGACUGGCUGCGCGCGCAGCUCCUGCCGCUCAUGCGCGUUCAGCCGAAGAGGAGGAGGAGAGCUCCCCGCCCGGCGGGAGGGGGACCCUGAGGGUGGGGGCACCCUCAGGGCACUAUAGUGGUCCUUUAAGCAUAUCCGUUUGAGAUGCUUCACGUAUAGAUUCUUUGCACCAUGACAAUUUGAAAGCACUGAAGUGAUCAUUGUGCAUUGAUUAACCCUUUAAGUAGUUCACAUUUAGUUGUUCCAAUCUUUUGAAACGUCUUUCUGUUAAAUGAGCUGGGCCGGCAUUACUUGGCAGGUUAGCAUACUGAAAUGGUAUAGACCGGAGAGUAACAACCUAUAAGUUUUGGGCUUAGAUGAAGAGUGGCAUUGCAGUAGGUGGGUGGAAGAUGAGUUGGGCUUCAAUUAAGUGACCAUUCAGUGGUAAGUGUAAGUUGAAGAUAUGCAGCCUGUUUAAGCAAGAGAUAUUUAUUACUGGUUGUGACCAGGUAUUUGGCUGACCUCUUACUUGACGUAAUGGCGAUCUCCUCGCACACUGCAUGCCUGUACUUUGCUAGAAUGGGUGAUAUUGGUGCAAGGUACUGGUGACAUCCAUGGGCUGUCUAUACCAAAUUAACUGCAAUAAAUACUGUAUUAUCUAACUCAUACUUCUCAACUCGUGCAGUUUCCCUGUGAGACUCAAAAUGUUCCUGAUUUCUUUUGUUUCCUCGCAGGUUAGGCUCUUCCUCUGCUUUUGAUGAACAUUUACGUCAUUGCAAGGUUUUUUUAGUAAGGAGACUCCAGAGUUUUCACUGCUUGGGUUGAGAAGUAUGUUGAUUUACUUACUACAGAAAAUUACUAGGGACUGUAAGGUGGGUUAGGGGUACAGAAGGGAUGUGGGUGGGUAUGUGAAAAUCUAGUUUUGAAACCCUGUAUGUGGGUAGUGUAAGUAAGCUCUUGAUAAGUUUCUCUGUGAGUUAUUUGGAGAUUGAGAUGGAGAGCUGCACAUAUUCUAUUAAUCCAGAAGUCUUUUCCCCUGUCCUAUAUUCUGUUUUAUGGUAACCGUGUCCACUCCCCCUCCCCUAGCUUUUUCUCCCAGUAAAAUGUGACUUCUAAAUUGUGUUUAUAUGUAAAAUAUUGCACACUUGUAUAUUUUUUUUGGAUGAGCCAAUGAAAAAUAUUAUCUUCAUCCAAAGUUAUGAUCCAUUAUUUGGCCACAGUUCUUUUAGCUAGAUAUUGCCACACAUUCUUCUGGGUUUUAACCAUUGUCUGAAAAUAUACACUGUUUGCUGGAGCACAAUUAUAGAGUGCUUGUGUGUCAGUGGAACAAUUGCAAUAGAAUGUUCUAUCUGACUGACUUUUAGAACAUUGUCCCAGAAUUAUUCAAUAUGUAACACCCUCUUAAUACUGUUGUAUAUUCAGUUUUAGAAGGUUCUUAUUUGUUCCUUCACACUAAGUUUUAAAGGAACACUAUAGGGUCGGGAACACAAUCCUGUAUUCCUGACCCUAAAGUUUUAAAACAACCAUCUAGUCCCGAUUGCCUCCCUAAAUUUAGUAAAAUCAUACGUGUAUUUAAGUUGAUGCUUCUGGCUCUGACCUGCCUGCUGACAUCAGAAGUGGUGGUCUGAGCCAAUCACAAUGCUUCCCCAUAGGAUUGUCUAAGAUUGUCAAAGAGGAAGAUCAGUGGCAGAGCCAGCACAAACCAAACACAGCCCUGGCCAAUCAGCAUAUCCUCAUAGAGAUGAAUUGAAUCAAUGCAUCUCUGUGAGGAAAGUUCAUUGUCUGCAUGCAGAGGGUGUAGACCCUGAAUGGCAGUGCUGCUCACUGUGCAGCACUGCCCCAGGAAGCACCUCUAGUGGCCACUACAGUUAUCCCUAGGCUGUAAUGUAAACACUGCAUUUUCUCUGAAAAGACAGUGUUUACAGCAAAAAGCCUGAAGUGAAUGAUUCUACUCGCCAGAACAAAUGCAAUAAGCUGUAGAUGUUCUGGUGACUAUAGUGUCCCUGUAAAUAAAUAAUGAAAAUUAAAGGAAAACUCAUAUUAAAAAGAUUUUAUUUGAACUUUCUAGUGUUUCACAUGGUGUUUGAGCUGUGAGCCCCCUUGUUAUAUAAAAUGUAAAAAAAAUAAAUAAGCUUUUCAGCCCCUGGACAUUCUUCUUUGCAGCUACUUGGUCUCUGGUGAAGUCCUCACUUCUGAUAACUUUUAUCCAGUCCAAUGCAUCUCAUAAAGAAUUCGAAACAUAGGGCUGUCCACCUAUCCAAUGCUUUUCAUUGGCUGCUGUCAGCAUCAUUGUGCUGUAUGCGGAAUAGGAAGUCCUUCCAAUCAUGAAGGUCUCUGAGCCACUGCCUCACAAAAGGGACAUUGCUAGUUGCAUGGUUUAGGCAAAUGUAAAUGUUUCAGUUUCUCUGAAAUGACAAUGGUGUAUAUUGCCAAACAAAAGUGGUUGCAUCUAUGCACCAAACAACUUCACUAAGAUUAAGUGGUUUUAGUGCUUAGAGGAACACUUUAAAAAUUAAUUUAGGGACCUGUCAGUGACCACUGAAAAGAUUGUAAGUGCUUUCAUAUACUCUGCACGUGAGCUUGUCACUUAAUAUUGUUUUGGUUGCCCUGCAGUUAUUGCAUGUAACAUGUCAAUUUUCAUCCUUUUCUCCCAGGUGAGCGUGUCUUGUGUUUUCAUGGGCCUCUCCUAUAUGAAGCAAAGGUAAGUCUACCCUGCCUCUGUGAAACGCUCGUAUUGAGUUUACACAAGUGUUUUUUUAUUCUGUCCUGCAUUUAUCACAUCUUGAACGCAAAGCUCCCCAAGCAGUUACGCAUUGUGGUUUUCAGAAAAGUAUACACGCAUAUUCCUUUACGAAUCUAAAAAAUGUUUACAUUAGAUUAUUUAUUUAUACCUUGUCAGAGGAGGGCUGUAAUAACUUUGGCAAAAACCGCUCAGAUUAUUCAGAUUAUCUGGCUUCCCUCCCCACCACCACCACCCUUCCUCUUACAUGAGUUUACAAGACCUUAGAACAAUGAAACGGAUUCUCUAACAAAACAGUUUUUCUCGCUUAAUUUUGCAUUUUCUUUCACAUUAUCUACCAUGUUUUAUUUAUUAUAUUCCAUACUUAAUAGCCCUUUAAUUAUUUUUUUACCUAAAAUGUGACUAUGCAGUACCACCAUUCUGCUAAUGCAGGAAGCUAGUAUAUAAAUAAGUUAUGAAAGUAUGUAUAUCAUUUCUUUGAUGUUCUCUAUUCACAUGGUUCUGCACAGACUUCUGAAUUUAACAAUAUUCUAGUUCUGCAUCUUUAGUGGACCACUCAUCUUUCCAUCAUUUUUUUGUUUCGUUUUUUUUUUUUCUUCUCUGGACCCAUAUUCAUUUAAACUUCUCUUUCCUCAGUGUGUGAAGGUUGCCAUUAAAGACAAGCAAGUAAAAUACUUCAUUCACUACAGUGGGUGGAAUAAGAAGUAAGUGGACCACAAGUGGCCUAUAAGAACUCUUCCAGAACACUCUUUCCUAAAUUAUGUGUAAAAAUGUUGUUAGAAUGUAUGAGUCUGUGCAGCAUUUUGUUUUUUGUAACCUUUCUGCUGCCGGAGGUUUAACUCCACCUCUGGCAGCGUCAUUGGAGUGUCAUCAUCCAGACUUGAACUAGAAUCCAGGGCAGGCUAAUGUCAAUUCUCUGCAACUUUUAUUGCAUAUAAUGUCAGUCAUAGGCUGAGUGGUCAGCUAAACCAGAAGUGAAAAGAGUGUCACAAAGAAAUGCAGCAGGAGUUGAGGACUCUAGAUUAUAAGAUCAUAUGGGAAUAGAUUCUAGAUGGAUUGGAAGGGUGAGAAACAGGAGGUGCCUACCUCUUCCCAAGGGUGGGUGUAGGAAUCAUCAUUGUUCCCACUCAUACCUCUGUCUCCAGUCUGGCUUGGUGAGACUGUGUUGCCAUGGUAACCACAGCAAAACCCGGACUCUCUAAGAAGCAUACAAGGGUUACAUGUGAAGUGUGCAUUGGCUUGAUGCAGACCAUAGGCUCCAUUGUGCUCUGAGGGGUGCUCUGGCCCAGUGGGGGAGAUUCUCUGUUGUCCUUAACAGGCUCAUUCCAGUCAAUCACCCCUACGUGCCACAGUUUGCUGAACUCAUGCGAAAGUCUCCUAAAUGAAGACAAGCAACUAAUCAGCCUUGUCUAAAUGGAUCACGGAUACUAGUUGGCUAAUAUCACCCCCUGUGGGUCAUAUCUUUGCUUCCUGAUAACAAAUCUGUAAAUCCGCCAUAUUGUCGUCAAAUACUUUCAUAAAACCUUGCCAGUAAGAUGUCAUUAAUAUGAAAAACCAUAGUUGUAUUAGGUUGAAAGUAUAUGUGUGGUGUAAAAAAUGUGCACAGCAAAUAGCUGUGUUUCUCAGACCCUCUGGUGAUUGUUCCUCCAUUUCUGCAGCUGGGAUGAGUGGGUACCAGAGAGCAGAGUACUCAAAUACGUUGACACCAAUCUACAGAAGCAGAAAGAACUUCAGAAGGCCAAUCAGUGAGUAUAAACCUAUCACUUAGUCAUUUAUUGUAGGGCAUGCUAUGCUUUCUAUUUAAAAGAUGUGCACAGACGAACCAUUUCUUUCAAUUCGUUGAUUUUCUAAUUUCAGUUUGUUUGAAAUUCUUACAUUGUCAAUUUGGAAACAUUUUGGAAAGCACUAUUAUUCCAAAUGAUACCAUGUGAGGGUGUUGUUUAGCAGAUAGUUACCUAAUUUUGGUUUCCUUUUAAAAAUGGUAAUUCCACUUAAGGAUAUCGAAUUAGGGAGCCAUCUGCCAAACACAUCUGAAUUGUCAAAAUUAUAAAUUAUAUGAUCUUUCAGCUGUUUAGCAGAUAACUAUGCUACGUGGGAUUGCAAUAUUAAGGAUAUCAAAUAAGGGAGCUAUCUACUAAAAAGAACUCUAAUUUAAUAUGCUUGAAUAUGGCAGUACUGCGUUAGGGAGCAGUCUACUAAACAGCUCUCUCAUAUAAAGGUACUAAUUUAGGGAGCUGUUGUGUUUAGUAGAUACCAAUAAAAUUCCAAUUCCACAAUUAGGGGACUGUCUAUUAUACAGCUGAAAAGGCACUUUUUUGGUUUCAAUUGCUUAGUGAAGUCCCAGGGGAAUUGCACACAUUUAAUAUUUGUGCCUAGUCCUUAUGAGAAUAGCAGGCUUUUUGUUCCAAAGGCUCAGGCUCUGACCCAGUGACUUAUUUAAAAUUGUUAUUGCAGGGAUCAGUAUGCAGAAGGGAAGAUGAGAGCUGCAGCUCCAGGAAAGAAGACUGCUGCGCUUCAACAGAAAAAUGUAGAAGUGUAAGGUUUCAUGGCUAUCAAUAUAUAGUUUUGGGUUUUUAUUGACAAUUUUAAUUUUUAUUAUUGGGAGGGGUCCUUUCAAAUGUCACGAUUGUGCUGUAGUAUACUGCUCAAAAUGAAAAUAUUAGAAGUAAAAAUAAGACCUGUUGUAGUGUUAUUGUGUGUACUAAAUAAUGUGGAUAAACGUUCUUAUCAAUCCAUGCGGUAUUUAGUAGGGUUAUUCACCAAAGUCUAAAUUGUCUUUGGUUCAUAGUGCAUUUUAAAAAUGUUUUGGUCCUUAUAGCUGGAUUAGAAAAAAAUUCUAUCAGUUCUGUUUUCAGCGUGGUGAUUUUGACCUAAAACGUGCAAUUGGCCCUAAAUGCUUAUUUACACCGUAGAAUAUAACUGUAGGUAUAUCACUGCAUAUUUACAUUAUCAGUUAGGACAGUAGCGCUGUAUCAUUGUUAGGCGAUAGAAUUUGUGUGUACAGCACUGUAAACAGACCAGUCUUGGACCUGAUGAGACUUGACUGGUGGUGAUAUUCAUUUACCAAAGGUCUAGCGUUAAACUGGAUGUCUUUGUCUUCUAGGAAAACAAAAAAGAACAAGCAAAAAGGUACGUUCAUUACAACUUUUAUGUCUUUAACAUAUGUUUGACCUGUCUAGAGAAGAUAUUAGUAGGCAUUCAAUUACAUCACUCUUUUAAUACUAUCUUACUUGAAUCAAGUCAUCCCAUGAAAAAGUAGACAGUCACUAUUGUCUAAUCUGCUUUUAUCUGUCUACAGCACCAGGGAGUGGGGAAGGUAGUAGCACCAGCGAGGCGCCCCAGCCUCCACGCAAGAAACGGGCGCGUGUUGAUCCCACCGUAGAGAGCGUGAGUAUCUCUGCAACACAUACUGAUUAGCUGUUGGUAACAGUAGUCCAAACUAUUUCGGUGGAAAGGGGCAGUUUAAUCUGUGAAAUGCAAGAAUUACUUUUAUAAAUUGCACAAAACAAUCUCUGGUACUUGGCGCAAAGAUUAAAAAUGGGAAGUUCAAUUCCAGCUGUUUAAAUACCCUGCCAACUGUUCUUCACUUUAGCCCUUUGCGCUCCUGGCACUUUAAGAAAAGGAGGGUGGGCUUUACUUUGAAAUGUAUUUUUUUUUUUUUUUAUAUUGGUUGGACAAGUAGUAUAUUCUCAGCUUGUUCUCUAAAAUGAAACCGAAUUCACCAAAGCAGUUUUAUAAUCCAAAUAUCUACACUCUGCAAUCUGUAACACAGUUGCUGGGGUGUUGUAUGGGAAAGCUUUGGAAUCAUUGUGCUAAAAACUGCUGCUGAAAGGCAUCAUUCUUUUUAAAUUUGCUUUAAUUCAAUCUGAAACAAACUUAUAGAUGCCCACGUUGCAGCACUGAAGAAUUUCUUUAGUACCUGAACCUUAUUUUCUGGAUGUGUAUUGUAAAAAUGAAUCAAAGCAUGGUAAACUUUUAGUCCAAAUCGGGAAUGUUCCUGUGGAGGAGCCUUUUCUAGUUCAUGUUUAUUUAGAUUAUCAGAGGGCUUGGCUUUUCCAUAGAACCAUUCUAAAUGUUGAUUUUAGCCAAAAAAGUUUCAACCUUCUCUUAUUGGAGUAUGAAUUCCAUUGGCUAUUCUUGGUUCACAUGGACAAAAGCCACAAACAAGUUCAUUACAAAAAUAUUCUCAAGUAGUGGAAGAGAUCUUCUCUCCCUGGGGGUCAAGAAUGGCAAUGUGGUAAUGAAAGGGUCAAUUUGUGACAACUGUUUAGACAUCCUCACUAAGGAUGAGCCCAGCACGGGUUGGGCUGCCCAUAUUUUAGAACUGGUCUUUGGGACCAAAAUUUUUAUUUUUAGAUUAAAGACCAGUACAUUCAGGUUACACUGUAUAUUUGAAUUGACCGGAAGGAACCAAUCAGGUUCUCUUGUUCUAAAAUGUAGAAUUUCAUGCAGCUAACAUCAAUUGAAAAGACAACUUGGCAGAUUAGUUGUUCUGGUGACUCUAGUGUCCCUUCAAGCACAGUUUAAUGGCUGUGUGUGAAAAGAAUAUGGGUGUUUAGGUGACAGCGUAAGUGUUGCAUAGUUGAGGGAGGAGGGUGAGUAUUACAGGGCUAGGAAGAGUUAAGCGUGGCAGCUGUGGGAGGUGAUAGGGGUGGGGGGGGUGUUUGAGUGUGGCAAGGUGAAGGGAGUUGACGCAUCUGUGUGGUGGGCUGACAAUGUAUGUGGAGGGUGACAUGUAAAGUGUGACCAGCCUCCCCACACUACCCAUUAAAAAAAAAAUAAUAAUAAAAUAAUUAAAUGCAGUAAUCUAAUGCCUGGUGGGAUAGCUCUUGUCUGCAGAUCCUACGGGUGCAAAGUUGUACACAAAGGUAGAGAUCUCUGCCGUGAUAGUGUAAUUGGGAAUCCCACUCUUCAAGUUAAGCUUAUUAAUUUAGAUUAGUUGUACUACCUCUCCCUGUAUAGCAGAGCAUCUUUUUAAUAUUUUGUCUUGUGAGUUAUUUUUAUUGUAAUCGAAAAGCAUAGAAAACUGAUAAGGCAAUGGGGCACGCAGGUCCUCCGCAAAAAGCCGAUCACAUAAUUUUGUAUUUUCCAGUUUUGUGGCCUUGCAGGGCCAUUAAAGGGACACUCCAGGCACCCAGACCACUUCUGCCCAUUGGAAUGGUCUGGGUGCCAACUCCCACUACUCUUAACCCUGCAACUGUAAUUAUUGCAGUUUUCAUAAACUGCAAUAAUUACAUUGCAGGGUUAACUCCUCCUCUAUUGGUUGUCUACUAGACAGCCACUAGAGGGCACUUCCUGGUUUAUAGCAAAGAUUUUCUUUGCUAGAGCGUCGCUGGACGUCCUCACGCUGUGUGAGGACCUCCAGCAUCGCACAAUUCUCCAUAGGAAAGCACUGAAAAUCUUUUUCGAUGCUUUCCUAUGGGGAGACCUAAUGUGCGUGCGCGGCAUUGCUGCGCAUUAGGUUUCCUCAGCCGGUCGGCGGGAUCAGUCUCGCCCACCGGCUGACAUGAUUACUGGGAGGAGCGACGCCACCCCGAAACCACCGCCGAGGGACAUCGGCAGGGUCUCGGGUAAGUGACCUGAAGGGGUUUUCACUCCUUCGGCUACCUGGGAUGGGAGGUGGGAGGGAGAGGGGACCUGCAGUGCCAGGAAAAGGGAUUGUUUUCCUGCCACUGGAGUUUCCCUUUAAAGGAAUAUCCUGUUACAAAUGCAGACUUGCAGGUCUAUUUAACAUAAUGCAGGACGUAAAACAAUAUGUUGGGUUACUGUUGUGAAGCUUCUUGUUAUGAGGCAAACAUUCCAUAUGAACAUACAAGUAACUCUCUCUCAAAAAAAAGUGGUAGUUGGAAGCCAUUGGCCGAACACCCUACUGUCACAUUCACCCGACUUACUCAGCCAGCCAGAAGUGUGGUCAACUCCACCCAAACUGGGAGCUGCUAGGCGAGGCCCCACGUUCCUCCGAAAGGCCUGGUAGUUGCCCUUAAGUCAAGUCUCUGAAAGUCUACCUGGUAAACUACUGUUACCAGUGCAUCCAUAUGUCUACGUAGGUCUGAGAACGGUCCUGGGUCGUGAACGUCAGGUCCUCUGGUUUAAUAAACUGCAAGAAUUACGUAGACCAAACUGUCAAAGGUGGAGGACUCUGUUGUAUCAUUUGUAUAAUGUAACAAGAUGGCUGAACAGGGUUUAUACAGUUGAAUAAAGUGUAAUCACCUGAAGAUUUUGCAGGGUCACCUUACAUUUUAACUGCUUAAAUUUUGCAAUGCCAAAAUUGACCUUUGCCUGGAGAUCCAAUUGCAGCAUUUUAAGGAGUGGGAGAAUUUUUCUGCACAUGCUUAAGAUAGUCUUGCAGGAGUAAAUAGUUUUGGAGAGAUUAGUUGUUAAAAGGCAGAAUAGAAGUGGUUCUCAGCAAGUUGUAUUCUGCAGUAAUAAGCUAUUGUGUUGUCUGUCAUGCUGCACAUUUUAUUCAUCGAAAUAAAACAUGAACAUUUAAGAUCAGUCUCUUGUUUCUUCCUCUGGUCUUGCAUAGAUUAAACAUAACGGCAAAUCUUACAGCUUAUGUGAGAGAGACUCAUCAUAUAUCUGACUUCUUUUUUUUUUUUCUCCUUAGGAGGAGACUUUUAUGAACAGGGUUGAGGUGAAAGUGAAAAUUCCUGAGGAGUUGAAACCUUGGCUUGUGGAUGACUGGGAUCUCAUCACACGGCAGAAGCAGGUAUAUAGAAUGGAAAUGUUUUUUGACUUGCAGGGUUAAAACUAGAGGGACAUAAUACCAAGACCACACCAAUGCGAUAAAGUGCUCUGGUUGCUUCUAGAGUCCCUUUAAGUGUGUAUUUCCAGUUUGUGUAGAAUAACGCUCAAUGUGCAGUACCUAACUGAUGAGGUCCAUUAAAUAGAAUUAAUUUACAAAUGUCUUGGUUUUGUUUGUGCAUUUAUAAAGAAUAAUUCUUACACUUUGCUCUCAAUAUAUUGGACUUCCAGAACUAGAAGUCUCAAAGCAAACCUUAAAGGACCACUCCAGGCACCCAGACCACUUCAGCUUAAUGAAGUGGUCUGGGUGCCAGGUCCUUCUAGGGUUAACCCAUUUUUUUUAUAAACAUAGCAGUUUCAGAGAAACUGCUAUGUUUAUGAAUGGGUUAAGCCUUCCCCCUAAUCCUCUAGUGGCUGUCUCAUUGACCGCCACUAGAGGCGCUUGCGUGCUUCUCACUGUGAUUUUCACAGUGAGAGCACGCAAGCGUCCAUAGGAAAGCAUUGUAAAUGCUUUCCUAUGCGACGGGCUGAAUGCGCGCGCGCGCAGCUCUUGCUGCGCGUGCGCAUUCAGUCCAGGAGGAGGAGAGCUCCCUGCCCAGCGCUGGAAAAAGGUACGUUUUUACCCCUUCCAGAGCCGGGCGGGAGGGGGUCCCUGAGGGUGGGGGCACCCUCAGGGCACUAUAGUGGUCCUUUAAACGUGUGCAUGGGCAUAGUAAGUUAUGCUUUGCCUUCACAUUUGUGCAUUGUGUCUAAUAUUGUGGUACGUGCUUACACACAACUUUUUGUCUAUCAAUAAAGGUCUAUUACAAAAGAGUGGAAAUGUAGGGAUAAAAGGAACUAGAAAUCUGAGAUCAACCUAUUCAUUUCAGUAUGAUUCAUAGACUACACAAGUGAUCCCAGACCUAUAUUAAUUCAUUAUUUACCAGACUGUCACCUAAUGUUUUGCUUAUAAAUUGAGUAAAAUGCCUGUUUGCCACUCUCCGCUAUUGGACUGGCAGUGUGGUAAUGUUUAUCUGUAACUGUUCUACCACUCUUAUUUUGCCUCUCCCUUUAGCUCUUUAAUCUUCCUGCCAAGAAAAAUGUUGAAGCUAUUCUAGAAGAUUAUGCUACAUACAAGAAAUCACGUGGCAAUACUGAUAACAAGUAAGAUUUUCCUGUUUUGCGUACAUCUACUAAACAGAUCUCUAGCCUAUUGACUGUUUGGUUUUUUUAAAAAAUGAGCUGCUCUUAUUUUGUUCAUGAGAUUCUGGUGACAUACUUUUUGCCUCUUUCUCAGGGAAUAUGCUGUGAAUGAGGUUGUGGCUGGAAUAAAGGAAUAUUUUAAUGUCAUGCUGGGCACGCAACUGCUCUACAAAUUUGAACGCCCUCAGUAUGCCGACAUUUUGGCAGAUCACCCCGAUGCUCCGAUGUCUCAGGUUUAUGGUGCACCUCAUCUUUUGCGUCUAUUUGGUAAGUUGUUUUUUUUUUUUGUGUGUGUGUGGGUUUUUUUUGUUUGUGUUUUAUUUAUUAUUUUAUUUAUUUAUUUAUUGGCCCAGGGCUUUAAUUUUUUUUCCUUGAUAGCGACCCAUAUAGUACAGUAUGAAGUGCUUGCCCCACAUAAUGCAAUGUAGACUUUUUUUUAUUUAUUUAAUCAUAGAAUUGUGCACUAAUUGCUUAUGUAAUGCAGUGUUUGUGAAGUUUAACUUCGUGUCAUCUGUUUACUAUUUGUUUUAGUUCGCAUUGGAGCAAUGUUAUCCUACACUCCAUUAGACGAAAAGAGUCUGGCCCUGCUACUCAACUAUCUGCAUGAUUUCCUAAAGUGAGUAAAAUCAAUAUUCACUGGUUAUUUUUCAUGUGCACCAGUUUCAAGUGGAGUCAGGUUGAGGUACAGAAAGCUUUUACAUUUUUUUUUUUUUUUUCUCCAGUGUAGAUUUGGCUAGUCAAAGGCUUCAAUUCAGAACUAGUCCUGUAAUCUGUCUGUAUUUCUAUUAAGUAUUAAACAGGAGUCUACUUUUACGGGUUUUUUUUUUAAUGUGUCUUGCCACACUAGUCAUACUUAACUUAUUCUUAGGCUAUGAUAGUGGUAGAACCCAACUGAUCUGGACAGGUGCAUCCCUUUAAGAUACCCAGUAACUGACAGUUGGCUUAGUGUAGUAGCAUUGUCAUUCUAAAUGCAUUGUAGACCCCUUUUGUAAACUUAAUGUCUGUAUAAUUAAAAACUAAAGAAUAAUUUGCCAGCUGCUGCAAUCGAACAUGUUUGGGAACAUGUCAGAAAUCAAUGUUAAGAACUAUUGAUUGCAGGAUAAAAAAAAAUUCUAGGGCAAAAAUAUAACUAGCGGUGGAUUUAGUACAUUUUUAUUAAUGCUGUGGAUGUUUCAAGCAAAAAAAAAUCUUGCUGAUGAUGUAAGCAUUGUCAGCAUCCUGUUAAAUUAAUUUUAAUGCAAUUAAUAUAGUGUAUCUAACAAUUUUUAGUUUUUCUCUCCCUCAGGUAUUUGGCCAAAAAUUCCUCUACGCUGUUUAGUGCAAGUGACUAUGAGGUGGCACCCCCGGAAUACCACAGGAAGGCAGUAUAGUAUCAUAAAAGGCUUCCUCUGCCUUGGACCAGGUUCUUUGCAUCAGAGACUUUCUCCAUGACUUACUAGAAAUACCUGGAAUAAUUUUCAUUGCGCAUGUCACUGCUUCUCUACGUCAAUUUGAUUGGAUAGAGUAAAUGUUUGAGAGCUAGAAAAGAGCUUGUGGAAAGUAUGUCACGGAACAGCAGCUUCAUUGAACUAAAACCGUAAAACACCCGAACUCACCCGUGAUCCAUGGAUGUUUCUGAACACUAUUACUUGCUUCCCUCAAAGCACAAUGGCAGCCUUGACUCUGUAAUAUGAUGGCUCUGCCAUGGUUCCCAUAUGGUUACAUAUUCUGUUUUGGGAGGGGGGAAUAAUUUCUUUCUAAAGAGUUACCAUGGAAGCUUUUAUGCUUUUACACCAAUAUGUAACAAAUGGACCUUCUAUUUAUAGGAACAGACUGCACAGCGUUUCAUAAUUUCCAUAUUUACCUAUGAUUCGUGGCUCAUUUUCAGUAUUCCUUUUUGGAUAUUCCACAUUGCAGUUUCCAGGACAAACUUCAUGGAGUUUCUAACACCUGUACACUUUCAACAGCUGCCUUGGCCAUUUGACUCCUUGCUUCUAAAAGCUGCCAUGAGCAAGCUACUAAUGAGAUGACCGCUGUAUGUUUGCGUAAAGAUGACUUAAUGCUCAGACAGGUGUGUUGCUGUUGCAAAAUCUACAUUGUGAAUAGCAUUGCACCAACAAACCGGAAAAGUCUCAGAGAAACAUUGAAGGCAUUGCCCUCAUAUAAAAUGGUUGUUCUACUUUUUUCUUUUUUUUUUUUUGUAUAUAAAGCGUUAUUGGGACUGCUGAGUGCAAGAAAUAUGUGCUCAUCAGAGAAUUUGAAAGAAGCAAGAUAACACCCUUAGUGGUUUUGCAGGAUUGUUGAAACUUGCUGAUCAGUGUUCUACUUAAGCACUGCAGCCAUGCGCCAGCCUGUUCAUGUAUCUGACAUGUCCAAACAGUCACUGCCUCUCUUGUAACAGAUUUUUGUGUUUCUACCCCCCAGGGAGGGUGUUAGUGUUUCAUUCCACUUAUUGUGAGAACACAUUAUGUAUAUAGCUUUUACUUCAAUUAAAAAACAUUUAAAUUUCCUGCUGUGGGUAAGUUGCUUUCCAUCUUUGGUAGUCAAAACAUUAAAAGUUUAAGUCUUUAUGAAUAAAUUUCGUAUUUAUAAAGAUUGCAAUGCCUUAGAACUUUUAUUGCAACGUCUGAAUGGUGCAGUGUUUGAACACUAAAAGCAAUGGACCUCAGCACACCGUAUGAGGGCAGCAAAUUGCUAUAAACUGUAAUGUGAGAACUCUGCCAGCCUUAACAUGACUUUCACAAGCUGCACAUGCUGAGUUUGGACUUUCUUUUUCUAAAGGUCACUUUAGAAGAGAUUCCUUUUAGCAGAUUUCGAAUGAUCUAUAUACACUGUAAUCCACAGCUGGAAAAUUGUGUUUUUAAUCUCAUCUUUGUGCAUGUUCUAUGUAUUGCUUUUGAAAUACACAUGUAUGAAAGAUUGUAUAAAAACAAAACACUGUCAUGCCAUUUGUGCAUUUUAAAGUAGAAAAUAAAGUAUUCCUUACCAAAGCCUCUUCAUGUAAAGACAGUAUUUUGCAUUUAAACAUCUUAACAAAUUAGGGCUGCAUUUAUAAAAAAGUUGUAUAUUUCUAAUGUAAAUUAGCAUGGUGUCUGAGGUUUGGUGUGUGAAUAAAGGAUUGUUUGUAAGCCCCAAUUCCUUUCCAUAUUUCAACCUAUUUUCCUCAUUGCCAUUUAGUAAACCCUUUAUCCAUUAUGUACAGCAGGUCGACAAAUCCCAGGUUGCCAUGGCUACCAGGAUUUUUGUCCUAGCACCUGGGAUUUGCUUGUCCAUUUAGAUCCUGGGGUGGUCGGCUACCUAUGAGUGCUGCUGGUCAGCUCAGGAAGAGCAUAGGCAUGCAGUCUGUCGGCCUGCUCAGGGAGAGCAUUGCUGUGUGCAGGCGGCCAGCUGAAAGAGGGUGGAAGGGUGUGU